AUGGCCGUCACUAAACCAACAGCUGCGGAUGUUCACAGCGCAAUCAGACUGUUGAUCGAUAACCUCGUCAACAUCAAAGACGAGACUGGCAAAUUUCUGCUGUAUCUAGAAGAUGGGCGAGUCAUCGACACAAAAUCAUGGGCUGGCUGGGAGUGGACACACGGUAUCGGGCUCUAUGGAGUCUGGAAAUACUACGAAAUGACCGGCCACGAAUCCCUGCUAAAGAUCAUUGAAGAUUGGUUUGCAGCCCGGUUCGCCGAAGGAGGAACCACGAAGAAUAUCAACACUAUGGUUGUGUUUCUCACACUGGCAUACGUAUAUGAAAAGACUGGCAAUGUGGCUUACUUGCCAUGGCUCGAUUCAUGGGCUGAAUGGGCAAUGUAUGAACUGCCGCGAACAAAAUACGGUGGAAUGCAACAUAUCACUUACAACUCCAUAAAUACGGAACAGCUAUGGGACGAUACCCUGAUGAUGACUGUGCUGCCAUUAGCCAAAAUCGGAAAACUGCUAGGUCGACCUGAAUAUGUAACAGAAGCCAAGAAACAAUUCCUCAUUCAUAUCAAAUACCUAUUUGAUACUCGCACUGGUCUGUUCUUUCACGGAUGGAAGUUUGAGGGCGAAAAUGGAGGACACAACUUUGCACAAGCCCGAUGGGCUCGGGGGAACAGUUGGCUUACCAUUGUCAUCCCCGAGAUUCUGGAGCUGCUUGAAUUCGACGUUAGUGAUCCUAUCCGGUUACAUCUGAUCCAUACCUUGGACGCACAAUGCGGAGCCCUGAAAAAAUUCCAACAUUCAUCGGGUUAUUGGCGGACAUUGAUCGAUCAAGCCGACGAUGGAUCGUACGUCGAAGCCUCGGCCACCGCUGGAUUUGCAUAUGGAAUGCUCAAGGGACAACGUAAGCGAUAUAUAGGCAGUCAGUACCGCGAAACAGCUGAAAAGGCAGUUAAAGCGGUGCUGAGUGCAAUUGAUUCAAAUGGAGAGCUGCAAAACACCAGUUUUGGCACAGCAAUGGGUCAUAAUUUGGACUUUUAUAGGGAGAUCCCUAUCACUUCGAUGCCGUAUGGACAGGCGAUGGCGAUUAUGGCGUUGGUCGAGUAUUUGAGGACAUAUAUUUAA
Molecule: messenger RNA, 1116 nt
Organism: Talaromyces marneffei
Lineage: Eukaryota; Fungi; Ascomycota; Eurotiomycetes; Eurotiales; Trichocomaceae
Exons: 1
Coding region: 1-1116 (371 amino acids)
Biological process (GO): carbohydrate metabolic process
Source: RefSeq, a predicted model, not a curated record